AUGGUGAAGUCUUUUUAUUAUUUCCUACCUUUCUUGUUUUUCUUUCAGGGAACAGCCAGCCACUGUCGAAUCCAGACGCCCCACGCUGUAUAUACCUUUGUUGUUUAUCUUUCAGGGAACAGCCAGCCACUGUCGAGUCCAGACGCCCCGCUACCUCCUCUUACUAACCAACCACCCCCGGAGUUUUGGUGCACAAUCUCCUACUUCGAGUUAGAUCAGCAAGUCGGAGAAACAUUUAAAGUCCCGUACAGCUGUAGUACGGUCACAGUUGACGGUUAUACCGAUCCGUCGAGUCUCGACAGAUUUUGUCUCGGACAACUUUCAAAUGUCCAUAGAUCUGAAGCCAGUGAAAGAGCCAGGCUACAUAUAGGGAAGGGAGUACAGCUGGACUAUCGGGGCGAGGGUGAUGUAUGGAUCCGGUGUGUUAGCGACCACAGUGUGUUCGUACAGAGCUAUUACCUCGACAGUGAGGCAGGGAGAGCCCCUGGGGACGCUGUUCAUAAGAUAUACCCUAGCGCUUACAUCAAAGUAUUCGACAUUCGUCAGUGUCAUCGCCAAAUGCAACAACAGGCCGCUACAGCCCAGGCAGCGGCUGCGGCUCAAGCUGCGGCAGUCGCUGGAACCGUCCCCGGUCCAGCGUCCGUGGGUGGAAUAGCCCCGGCAGUUGGCCUGAGUGCGGCUGCAGGUAUCGGUGUGGAUGAUCUACGGCGACUCUGUAUUCUACGUCUCAGUUUUGUGAAGGGCUGGGGACCAGACUAUCCCAGACACAGUAUAAAAGAAACACCUUGCUGGAUCGAGGUGCAACUCCACAGACCUCUACAAUUGUUGGAUGAAGUUCUACAGGCCAUGCCUCUGAAUGAGUCUCGCGUUAACAGAGGCUACUUCUUGGGUUGAAACAGUUGCUAAACAGGCAUAUAUGUAGCGGGUUCAUUGGUGUUAAACUGAACCCAGAACAUUUGUACCUUUAAGGAUCUGCGACUUUAUAGUGAAUACCGUGGGAAUAGAGGAUACUUCUUGGGUUUAAACUUCACUCACCCUAUACAUAAGAAGUGUUCAUUACAAGUAUCAGUUAGCAUGGUAAACACUUUGUCUGAUUAAAACAUUCUUUAGAUAAAGCAAGGAAAAAUUAAGGAGAGUCUUACAAGCCAUGACAUUGAAUGAUUUACCUGUGAAAUGAGGCUUAUUCCUCGGUUAAAACUGUGCGUCGUUACAGAGAUACAAUGUUAUAAUUCAGAAAAAAGGCUGGUCUUUUAGUGUUGCUACCAGAUAUAUUCUGUUUUUUUCUUUUUAUUUCUCAUCAAAUCACGCCCAGAACACUUCAGGCUAUGAUGAGGAUUUCAACUUGUUUUAUCAUACUGCGGACUGUAUAAAUAAUUGUAACUUUUCAGUGUUUUGAUUGGACGGUAUAAAUAACUGGCCUAUAGACAGAACGGAAUCACUGGGGCAUAUCUAAGGACAAGAAUAAUAUUGAAAACUACCCCUGAACAUCACUGAGCAUACCAUGUCUGGUAUUCGAUAUUGGUCUUAAUUGAAUCUAAGUACGAUGUAGCUAAUCGGAUUACUUGUUAAUAAUUGACCAAUAAAGUGAAUGAAGUCAAUGAUGUAUGACCAUAAGAUUGACUUAAGUUAAAUAUUGAAAACCACACCUGGUGAAUACUUCCUCGUUGGAAACUGUUGCCACAUGGAUAAUUAAAUAACUAAGUGUGUUCUUUUUGUGUAAAAGGCCUUGCCUCUAAAUAAAUCCAGUGAGUUUAGUUUACCGUCUGGGUUUAAAUGUUGUAUAUUAGUUGAUACAAUUAAUCAAUAGUUCAGAACUUUGUUAAAGUUAACGAGGUUGUUAAAGUCAUUGGUGUUAAUUUUUUUAACAUAUAAGAGCUUUGUUGAAUAUGUUUGAUACUUAGGCUUAAAAAAAAA
Mya arenaria is the source of this 1914-nucleotide messenger RNA. Its product is annotated as mothers against decapentaplegic homolog 4-like. Gene Ontology annotation, biological process: anatomical structure morphogenesis; regulation of transcription by RNA polymerase II; cell differentiation. The transcript has 6 exons. Gene Ontology annotation, cellular component: heteromeric SMAD protein complex. Lineage: Eukaryota; Metazoa; Mollusca; Bivalvia; Myida; Myidae. Gene Ontology annotation, molecular function: DNA-binding transcription factor activity, RNA polymerase II-specific; RNA polymerase II cis-regulatory region sequence-specific DNA binding; I-SMAD binding. The record is from RefSeq and is a predicted model, not a curated record. Bases 1 to 894 code for a protein of 297 amino acids.